Didymosphaeria variabile is the source of this 1383-nucleotide messenger RNA. It is a transcript of the gene NUP49, whose product is annotated as Nucleoporin nup49/NSP49 (Nuclear pore protein nup49/NSP49). NCBI's taxonomy places the organism in Eukaryota, Fungi, Ascomycota, Dothideomycetes, Pleosporales, Didymosphaeriaceae. Gene Ontology annotation, cellular component: nuclear pore. Bases 1 to 1383 code for a protein of 460 amino acids. Gene Ontology annotation, biological process: nucleocytoplasmic transport. Gene Ontology annotation, molecular function: structural constituent of nuclear pore. The transcript is spliced from 3 exons. The record is from RefSeq and is a predicted model, not a curated record.
AUGGCAGGCUUCGGGCGCUCCAACUCGCUGAGCAUCAACACCGGCAGCAGUCUCUUCGGAAAUGCCACGGGCCAGGGGCAACAGAGUGCCGGUCUCUUCGGCUCGUCAACCGCUGCCUCGCAGCCCCAGCAGACCGGGGGGCUAUUCGGCUCGACGUCACAGCAGCCGCAGACGGGCGGGCUGUUCGGCGGUGCAUCCCAAGCGCAGGGCUCACAGCCACCCCAGUCGGCCGGCCUUUUUGGCAAUCUGAACAAGCCCCAGCAGGCCGCGGGCACUGCCGGGGGGCUCUUCGGUGCUUCGACCCAGCAGUCGCAGCCGCAGCCUCAGCAGGGCUCUGGCUUAUUUGGGGGCGCCCUGGGAGGCAACACCAACCCUCAGACUCAGACUUCCCAAUCGGGUGGACCAUUUGGUGGCCUUGGCCAGAAUCAGAAUCAGCCGAAACCUUCAUUGUUUGGCGCGUCAACCGCACAACAAAACACCAGCUCGUCUUUGUUCGGCAAUGCACAGCAGCAAAAUCAGACCUCGAACCCGUCGUUAUUUGGCAACACCCAGCAAAACCAAGCCCAGACCCAGCAGACAAGCGGGAUGUUUGGUGGCAUGACUUCACAGAACAACCCUCUCGGCGGCCUCGGCCAGUCUUCCACCCUGGGCGGCUCACAGGUCAUCCAGAUGAACGAUCUGAGUCAGAUCAAAGGCACCACCCGCCUCAACGAUCUGCACCCGGACAUUCAGAAACAAGUCUUCGGGCUCGACGAUGUCAUCCAAGCAAAAAUCGAGACCAUCAACAAGAUGCGAGAAAGCUAUCCCGGCCACAUUCAGAACCUGGAGACGGUAGCACCAGAUGUCGAAUAUGUAGAGAAGAAACUCGCCAUCGUUGCGCUAGGUCUGGAAAACGACGCAGCCAAUAUAUCGCACUUGAAGACUAUAGUCGAUGCCGAUGCAAAUGACGCCGAACUCUCUUUCCGCGCCAUUGUGAACCAAGCAUUACCUGCUCAGUUCCGUUACGGCAACCCUUCGAAUCUUUCCGCAUCCACAACGAAACCUGCUACGACGAGUUCCCUUGAGAGCGAUGACCCCACCAAGCCAGUAGAUCUUAUCAGCUACUUCAACCGUCGCACAGACGACCUAGGCAAGACCCUGGAGACAUACCAAGGCCAAAUCCGCGAGAUUGAACUGCAUCUGAGGACCAUGGAAGCCGGUGCUUACGAGAAGCAGCAACAGCUUAUGGGGGCGCGCAACAAAUCGCUGGAUGACAGGCAGCAGCUCGUGGAGGCUCUGAGGGCUAUAGAAUCCGCCAUUGUGGAUUCGGCGAAGAAAGUGGGCAAGGUGCGGGAUGAGGUUACGAAACACACGUUGGGUGGCGUCGGAGCUGCUUUGCUUUGA